This is a messenger RNA of Kluyveromyces lactis, 1425 nucleotides long. RefSeq lists its product as uncharacterized. The coding region runs from base 1 to 1425 and encodes 474 amino acids. NCBI's taxonomy places the organism in Eukaryota, Fungi, Ascomycota, Saccharomycetes, Saccharomycetales, Saccharomycetaceae. The transcript has a single exon. The record is from RefSeq and is a predicted model, not a curated record.
AUGAAGGGAUAUCUGGAGGCAAUGCGAGCUUAUGAUAGAGCCUUGAUUUCUGAGAAACCUAAUAACGAUGACACAUACAAUAUCCAUUAUAACCAAACUAGACUGUUGCUUAAAAUCUAUACUGAUUAUGUGAACGUCGAUGGUUAUAUCAACCUGCUUCAAUAUGUUAAUUUAGAUGGAAUUGAUUCCGUAGAAACCUUACUGGUGACCAUUGACGCUAUUAUCAAAAGGUUUGAAACUGUUGUAGAGAGUUUCCCAGAGGAAGUUGGAUGGGAUUUGCUAUUCAACCUAUUAAUAUCGUAUUCUACCUAUGUGGAAUCUCAGACUAAUAUCCCAGGCGAGACUCUAAUCAACAUUGUAACAGGGUUCAUUUCGCAUUUCCAUCACAUCAUGAGAUUAGAGAAUGAGCUAUUGGAGAGUGUAGAUAUGGCAAAUUUGAACGAACAGGAAGAGGAGGACGAUGUUAGUUCUUAUCGACCAGAUAAUUUAGCUGAACAAUCUCAAGUAGAUCUUCGCACCGGUACUGGCAUCAAGACCAGAGGUGCUGAGAACGAGGAUUACGGGUUGGCCCUAUCUACUGAAACUUUUGACAAGGAAACUGUCGUUGACACUGUUACUCUAGGCUACAAAUUUGUAUAUGAGAUAAUGGCAAAUCAGCUUGAAUCCGAGAAUACUGCUCCCGGUAAGAUAAUCAAUGUUGCACAGAAGAACUACUUGGAAGAAUUGUUGGUAAAGUUCAUCAACCAAUUGGAUGAUAUGGUAGUAACUCUAAAAAUAGGCCAAUCUGACGUCCAGGAAUUAGUGAUAGCGAAAAGGUCAAUUGAAAGUCUGAAACUUUUGUAUCAAGGAGAUCUUCACAUGUUUCUAGAUACCUUGGGAACGACUGAUGAAGAUUCGAUGAUGAGCAAUGUUGAGCUUUUAGAUAUGGCAAUAAAUACUUUCUCCACUGAGAACAGUUGGCAAAUUCGAACGUAUCUAUCAAGGACAUUGGGUAAAUUACAAACGAUACUUGCCGAAAGACAAUCCAACAUUAUUAGUGGUAAAACCAAGAACAAAGACAACGAGUUAAGCCCAAUCGUUUUCAGUUUAUGCGAUGUCAUGAUCAACAGAGCGGAUAAUGAGCUUUCCAGGUGUCUACUAAAGCAAACGGAAUUGAACCAGCUGCAGGGACAAUCGCACCCGGAAGAGGAUAUUGUUAAGACCAUCGAAUUAUUACAACAGAAUGCAAAGACCCUGUUAGUGAAUGCGAAAUCCAUCGCCCAUAGGUCUUGCGGCUUCAGUGAAUACAUCACUGACAAGUUGAAAAGAAACUACAUCUAUGGACAAGCUUCCAUAAGGUUAGACAUCAUAGAGUCUCCACGGACUAGAAAAAUACCAGAGGACUUAGAUGAUCAACCUUCAUAUCGAGCUCUCUGUAUUCCUUAG